AUGGCAAGGGCAAAGAAUCUGGGCGGCGAUUUCAAGAACCUGGAGCUUCAAAAGCGGAAUACCGAGUUGAAACUUGCAGAGUUUGCUAUUCAUAUUGAUGUUUCCGACCUAAUCUCGCUGGUAAAACACUUCGAUACACUGGCCUCUCAGGAGAAGAUGUUAGGGAGGCCCAUUUUGAUUGCUCCUCAUAUUGGCGCAAGAGAGAUUUUAAAUUCAUGA
Messenger RNA from Penicillium pulvis, 219 nucleotides. RefSeq lists its product as uncharacterized. The transcript is spliced from 2 exons. The record is from RefSeq and is a predicted model, not a curated record. Lineage: Eukaryota; Fungi; Ascomycota; Eurotiomycetes; Eurotiales; Aspergillaceae. The coding region runs from base 1 to 219 and encodes 72 amino acids.